Molecule: messenger RNA, 2426 nt
Organism: Lineus longissimus
Lineage: Eukaryota; Metazoa; Nemertea; Pilidiophora; Heteronemertea; Lineidae
Product: dolichol kinase-like
Exons: 12
Coding region: 70-1707 (545 amino acids)
Biological process (GO): dolichyl monophosphate biosynthetic process
Cellular component (GO): endoplasmic reticulum membrane
Molecular function (GO): dolichol kinase activity
Source: RefSeq, a predicted model, not a curated record
AAGGGAAAUUUUCCAAAUUUCAUGAAUUUUCCAACAUAAAAAGUCGAUUGUUCACCCUUUAUUCCAAAAAUGAUGGCCUUGGAUAAUGCUGUGCUACUUGCUAGCUGUUUCUUAAACGCUUUUUUAGUGUUGUCAUGUUCGGAAAGUGCAAGGAAUGUUGUAAAUAUAGCACAAAUGGUGUUACUAAUGAUUUGUCAACUGAUGGGGGUAUUUCUUGAAUCUUUGAACACUCCUGGGAAGGAGGCUACUAAAAAGUAUUGCUGGGAUGUGAGGCCUAAUGCCCAACCUGGCUACAUCUACCAUGCACUGUUGACCAAUUGUUUACUGAUGCAGUCUUUCAAAGUAAAUGAUGAAUAUUGGCUUGGCGUGUCUAUCUUAAUGAUGGUCAUCGUGAUGUCCUCCAUUGUAACGCUUGGUAACCUUCACCUGCGUCAGCCCUCCAUGACGCUCCCUCCUCCCAUGGAUCUCUGGUCACCUGCUCACCUAGCGCUCGUCUUCAUGGCGAUGUGCUUCAUGUCAAAUUGUCAGACAGGUACUGUGCAAUGGUGCUCCUUCUUCAUUCUCAUCAUAGUGUGCCAAUUCGUUUUUAUGUGCGUUAUCCGCAUGGUGCUGCAACGUCUGCCAAAAUGCUUUACUGUCGGUGAGGUCAUGAUUGUGUCUCAAGGGUUUACGUUGUUUCUUUUCUCAACAAUAAUAGAGAUCAUCUUAAGGUUGAAAUUAACAGGAGUUGGGGACUUUGCAACAAAUGAUGUUUCUUACUUUUCAAAGAUCAUCGUACUCACUGCUGCCGUCAUAUGUGCCAUUCCAUCAUUGACGCCAGCGGCCAGAUCUCCUCUUCUGUUUAUCAUCCUAGCUGCUGUGAUAGCUGUUACCUUGACCUUGCCCCUCCUCUGGUUAGGACUCGGACAAAACCCGCUUGUGUGGUUCUUUAAAUAUCUCUUUGGAAAAAGAAAGGUCUUUUUGAUAGGGUACUGGUUGCUGGGAACAAUGAUAGCAGUUUCCAUAGUGAUGGUAUACAACAUGCACCCAAGUCACAAAAGUGCUGGAGUUUCAACCGCUGUUCGGAAAUACUUCCAUAUCGUUGCCAUGGCAAUUUACAUCCCAGGGCUGUUUUACGACCCUGAACUGCUGCGGCUUUCAUCCUGUAUUGCUCUUGCAAUUUUUAUAUGCCUUGAGUGUAUCCGUAUUCUACACAUUCCCCCAUUAGGAAAGCUUCUUGACGAUGCAUUUGGUAUCUUCCUGGACGGGCAGGACCAAGGAGCUGUGAUCUUGACACAUAUUUAUCUGCUAGUUGGCUGUUCACUGCCACUGUGGCUGUAUCCAGAGAACUUAGAAUUUACACAUGGCCCACCAUUACCUCUGUUCAGUGGUUUGAUAUCUCUCGGUGUUGGUGACACCGCUGCUUCUGUGAUAGGAUCAAAGUUUGGAAGGUGCCGUUGGCCAGGAACAAAGAAAACGAUAGAAGGAACAUUAGCUGCUGUGCUAACCCAGCUUGUCUUCUGUGUAGCAUUGUGUUCAUGUGGUAUUCUGCCACAGUAUGAGGACCACUUACUAGCCAUAAUAAUAACCAUCAUCCUGACAUCACUACUGGAGGCAUUCACUACCCAAAUAGACAAUUUAGUGCUGCCGCUUUUCAUGUAUACCUGCUUCCAGGCCUUGUGUCUUCAUAGCCACCAAAAUCACUCAUCUACAAACAUUGAUCUAUAGCCAAGGAAUACACAGAAGGAGAACCUCGAAAUACUAAUUAAUGGUCAUAUAGUUACAUAUAUUCGAUUUUAGAUGUGUAUCAUUGUUAGGGUGAACAUUGAAUCUAGAAUUGUUGCAAGGUGCUCAUUUGCAGUAAAAGUUGGUUAUCGCUUCAGUUUGAUAUUGGUAACAUUGUUUUGUAACUUAUUGAAGGAUUGGUAAUUUUCAGUUCCUUUUUAUAAAUAGGCCAGGGGAAUAAAUUGCAUGUUUUUAUGUAACAUAUCAGAAACUGAAGAGUAGGUUUCGUCCCAUUGAAGACUAAGUUUAUAUCAAUUCAUAAUUGGUGCCAUUUGUAUUUAUUUGUUUGAUAUUCAGUUGUUAGGAGGUUUUGGACUUUUUAAAGUUGUUACAAGGGUGAAUGCCAUUCAUAACUACUACUGAUUGUAGUCUCGAGUAUCAAUUAUCAGCUCGGAGAGUAGUUUAGAUGUGCCUCUUCCCUAAUUUCAUUGAGAAGUUGCUUAAUUCGGAGGGUGUACAUUGCCUUUGUCAGUGUGUCCCAGCAAGGUAUUCAGCUUUUACCAUUGGAAUAUGUCAAAGGCAGUACAGGAUUCAUAUACAUCCUAAGCCUCCCCUGCUGGUCCGUUUUCAUGUGUGGAUCAGACAAUUAACUACUCAAGAGACACCAGAAUUUUGUCAAUAUUGAUAUCUGUGUUAUGUUUCGAUGGCAAUAAAUAAGUUUG